AUGCCGCUCACGGCGGCCGCGGCCGCAGCCACAGCUACGGCCACCGCGCUCCCGUCCCCUUCCCACCGCCGCCUCCCGGCCUCGAAAUCCGUAUGGCUUAACCCCAACCUCCCCAGCUCCCACCCCCUCCACCACCGCCACAAGUCCGCCGAGCUCCAACAACCCCAGCACGAUGGCCGCAUCCUCGACGUCCCCGCCCUCGUAGCCGCGCUCUCCGCCGCGCGCACGGCGCCCGACCUGGCUGCCGUGCUCUCCCCGCACCUCCCCGUCUCUGCGCGCCUCCUCGGCGCACUCCUCUCCCGCCUCCCCGACCCGCGCCGCGGCGUCGCUCUGCUCGACCUCCUUGCGCCGGACCUCCCGGCCCCCGCGCUCCUCAUCCCCUACAACCUCCUCCUCCGAUCCUCCUGCCGCGCUGGCGAGCUCCGCCUCGCCUCCGGCCUCCUCCUCGAGAUGCGCGACAGGGGCGUCGCCCCCGACGCCUUCUCGUACUCCACACUCCUCGCGGCGCUCACCCGCGCGGGCCACCUCGACCACGCGCUCACCUUCCUGCCGCUCAUGGAGGACGACGCCGUGGCGCCCGACCUCGUCCUCUUCUCCAACCUCAUCCAUCUCGCCCUCCGCGGCGGCGACGCGCCCAAGGCGCUCGCGCUCUUCUCCCGGCUGAGGGGCACAGGGAUCAAGCCCGACCUGAAGGCCUACAACGCUGCCGUCGCCGCCUACUGCAAGUCCGACCUGCUCCGCGACGCCAAGCGGCUGUUGCUCCACGACAUGCCCGCUGACGGCGUCGCGCCCGACGCGGAGUCCUACUCCCCCAUCCUCGCCGCGCUGGCGCGCCGGGGGCAGCACCUCGCGGCCGUGUCGCUCUUCUCGCACAUGCGCGCCGUGGCGCGCGUCAAGCCAGACCUCUCGGUGUUCAACAUCGUGCUCAAUGCGUACGGGCAGCUCGAUCUCGCGCGCGAGGCGGACCGGCUGUUCUGGUCUAUGCGCCGGGCCGGCGUGCCGCCAAGCGUCGUGACCUACAACACCAUGCUCCGUGUGUAUGGCGACGCCGGGCUGUUCGGCGAGGCAGUUCAACUGUUCGACCUCAUGCGCAGCUCUUCCCAUGGCACUGGUGGCGCUGGUAGCGGCGUCAAGCCGAACGUGGUGACGUACAACACCAUGAUUGCCAUCUACGGCAAGUCGCUCGAGGACGAGAAAGCCGGGAGCUUGGUGCAGGACAUGCAGGCCAACGGCGUCCACCCCAAUGCCAUCACUUACUCCACCAUCCUCUCCAUAUGGGCGAAGGCCGGGAAGCUGGACCGUGCCGCCAAGCUGUUCGAGAGGCUGCGGGAGGCUGGCACGGAGAUCGACCCCGUGCUGUACCAGACGAUGGUUGUGGCGUAUGAGCGUGCCGGGCUUGUAUCCCAGGCCAAGCGUUUGUUGCACGACCUCAAAGACCCGGAGAGCAUUCCCAAGGAGACAGCCAUCAAAAUCUUGGCGAGUGCCGGUCGUGUAGAAGAGGCAGCAUGGCUGUUCCGUCGUGCAGCCAACACCGGCGAGAUCAAGGACUCAUCGGUGGACCGAGCAAUAAUGGACCUGUUCGCGAAGAACCGGAGGCACCGGAAUGUGGUUGAGGUGUUUGACAAGAUGAGGAAGUUGGGCCAAUUGCCGGACUCGGAGACGAUUGCCACCGUGAUGAAUGCUUAUGGUAAACUGAAGGAGUUCGACAAGGCCGCGGCUCUGUACCAGGCAAUGAGGGAGGAAGGUUGUGUUUUCUCAGACCGGGUGCACUUCCAGAUGAUCAGCCUGCUUGGUGCUCAGAAGGACUUCAAGGCGCUGGAGUUGCUGGUUGCCGAUCUUAGCCAUGACCCAAGCAUCGACAAGAGGGAGCUUUAUCUUGUGGUUGCCGGCGUCUAUGAGAGAGCAUACAGGUUUGAUAAGGCAUCCCAAAUCAUAAGCCAGAUAAAAAGCUCCAACGGGUUUGAUGUCAAGAAAUUCAAAUAA
Molecule: messenger RNA, 1983 nt
Organism: Phragmites australis (common reed)
Lineage: Eukaryota; Viridiplantae; Streptophyta; Magnoliopsida; Poales; Poaceae
Product: pentatricopeptide repeat-containing protein At5g39980, chloroplastic
Exons: 1
Coding region: 1-1983 (660 amino acids)
Molecular function (GO): protein binding
Source: RefSeq, a predicted model, not a curated record